Molecule: messenger RNA, 1414 nt
Organism: Lotus japonicus
Lineage: Eukaryota; Viridiplantae; Streptophyta; Magnoliopsida; Fabales; Fabaceae
Product: serine/arginine-rich splicing factor RS2Z32-like
Exons: 6
Coding region: 373-1176 (267 amino acids)
Biological process (GO): mRNA splicing, via spliceosome
Cellular component (GO): nuclear speck
Molecular function (GO): zinc ion binding; mRNA binding
Source: RefSeq, a predicted model, not a curated record
AGCUAGAAGAAGCUGAGAAUGCCUCGUUAUGAUGAUAAGCAUGACAAUACCCGCCUCUAUGUGGGUCACUUGUCUUCAAGGACCAGGGAACGUGAUCUCGAGAGAGCUUUCAGCAAGUAUGGAAGGUUUCUGGGGUUUUGGCUAAAACCUGGAGAUCUGUGUUGGAAGGGUGGCCUUGGUGAAAAUUCCCACGAAUGUUGACUUUGGCGAUUCUUUCUCUAUUGUUAUUGCAUAUUUUUAUGGAAAUGGCAACAAUCACAUACUGGUGUUUAGUUCGUUUUUGAGGGGCGAAGUAUCAUACAGUUCCAGUAGUUAAGUAAUGAUGGCCUUACUGUUUCUGGAAACCAUUUACGCAGAGUUCGAGGUGUGGAUAUGAAGCAUAAUUUCGCCUUUGUUGAAUUUAGCGAUCCUCGAGAUGCUGAUGAUGCAAGAUAUAACCUGGAUGGUCGUGAUGUUGAAGGAAGUCGUAUUGUUGUGGAAUUUGCCAAAGGGGGUCCUCGCGGUAACCGCGAAUACUUGGGUCGAGGUCCACCUCCUGGAUCUGGACGCUGCUUCAAUUGUGGCCUUGAUGGUCAUUGGGCCCGAGAUUGCAAAGCUGGGGAUUGGAAGAACAAGUGCUACCGAUGUGGGGAUAGGGGUCAUGUAGAAAGGAACUGCAAGAACAGUCCCAAAAAAACGAGUGGCAGACGUGGAAGGAGUUAUUCUCGUUCACCGGUCAGGUCUCGUUCCCCUCGUCGUGACAGAAGUCGUGAUCGAAGUUAUAGCCGAGACCGCAGCUACAGCCGAUCAAGAUCCCCUAUCGGUAGAGAAAAAAGCCCACUUCGUGAUGGAUCACUCAGUCCUCGCAACAGAAGCCCUGUGCCUAAAAGUAGCCCUCAGCCCUCCAAGACCAGGAAGCAUAGUUUAUCACCUGACCGAGCUAGCCCACAGAAGAGAGGUGACUCCUCUCCUGCUGAGGAUGGGUUGGUCACCCAGCAAGAUGGGUCUGACUACAGCAAUGGCCAUAGAGAUAGGAGCAGAAGCCCUGCUAGCCCUGUAAGGGACCGUGAAGGUAGCCUUAAAGCUAAUGGUCGCAGUCAGAGCCCUGGCCGAAGUCCAAGGGAUGAUGACAGGAGCCCCAUUGAUGAUGAUGAUGGCAACCACCGCCGCUUGCCAAGAGGUAGUGAGUCCCCUUGAAUUGUAUUAUUCUGAGAAAUGAACUCAGGAAGCUGUGGAGUGUUUUAUCUGAUUUGGUUACCGAAUGCACUUCAUCGUAAAUUAUGUGUCAAUUAUUCUCGCUCAAACAAUUGCAAAACUGUAUAUCUGUUAUUCAGAUUUAGUGUUUGUUGUGCUGUGUGCGGCAUGACAAGAAUAUAGCUUUGAGGACAAAUAUUUUGAACCAAUGCAUGCGAAUUGUUAUGAGAUUUAAAAUCCA